AGUGGUGGCCCUGACUGCCGAGGAAAGGGUAGCCUAGGACAGUUGGCUGUUAAAGUGACACUGAUCCUCCCCGCCCCACCAGACCCCCGAUAAAGAGGCACGUCUCCCGCCGCGUGAGGGGGUGGGGAAAAGGGUAGUGAACUCGAAUCCAUCCUGGGAGGGGGGAGUGGAAAGUUCCCGCCCCAGGCAGCGGCAAGGCGGCAGCCACAGUUGAUUAUGGAAGAUUCACAUAAGAGUAACAGUUCAGAGACAGCACCUCAACCCAGUUCAACAAUUCAGGGGGCUCAUCUCUCUCAUAUUACUCAACAGGCAUCAUCCUUAUCAGAAAGUGAGGAAUCUCAGGACUCAUCUGACAGCAUAGGUUCCUCACAGAAAGCCCACGGGAUCCUAGCACGGCGCCCAUCUUACAGAAAAAUUUUGAAAGACCUAUCUUCUGAAGAUACACGGAACAGAAAAGGGGACGGAGAAAACCCUGGAGUUUCUACUGUCACUUCUAUGUCUGUUUCAACUCCCAUCUAUCAGACUAGCACUGGACAGUACAUUGCCAUUGCCCCAAAUGGAGCCUUACAGCUGGCCAGUCCAGGCACAGAUGGAGUACAGGGGCUUCAGACAUUAACCAUGACAAAUUCAGGCAGCUCUCAGCAAGGUACAACAAUUCUGCAGUAUGCUCAGACAUCUGAUGGACAGCAAAUACUUGUGCCCAGCAAUCAGGUGGUUGUACAGACUGCAUCAGGAGAUAUGCAGACAUAUCAGAUCCGUACCACACCUUCAGCUACUGCACUACCACAAACGGUGGUAAUGACAUCUCCUGUGACUCUUACAUCUCAAACAACUAAGACAGAUGAUCCCCAAUUGAAAAGAGAAAUAAGAUUGAUGAAAAACAGAGAAGCCGCUCGAGAAUGUCGCAGAAAGAAGAAAGAAUAUGUGAAAUGCCUGGAAAAUCGAGUUGCUGUUCUGGAAAAUCAAAAUAAAACUCUAAUAGAAGAGUUAAAAACUUUGAAGGAUCUUUAUUCCCAUAAAAGUGUUUGACACUUAAAAAAGAAAAUAUUUUUGUGGACUUGCCUAAGAAUUAGAUGGAUUUCCUUUCUUUUAAUGGAGUUUUUUUAAGUUAAAAGGUCAAAGAUGAAGCUUUUUAUUUCGGCUUUUGCAACUCAAAGAUAAUAUCUUAUACAAGAAAUCCAAUGGCAGAGGAUCAAGCGGGAAAUGACCUAAAGGAGGCUGCUGGCACAACUGGGAGCUUUUUAGAAUUAACAUACUGGAGACGCACGCAGGAAAUGAACUUUGAGCGAUCUGGAUUUUCUAAUUAACAAUAGUUAUCAGUAAUACAAAAAUGGCAGAUAAAAUUAAAAUUGCAUUUUUUAAAAAAAUUUAUCAAUAUACCCUCAAGGUUUGCAUUUCUUACUGUUUCCUGAAAUUUACCUUUUCAAUAAUACGUGUGUGUGGGCUUAUUUCUGCCAGUAAAUUCUAAAUUACAAA
This is a messenger RNA of Orycteropus afer afer, 1476 nucleotides long. Lineage: Eukaryota; Metazoa; Chordata; Mammalia; Tubulidentata; Orycteropodidae. The record is from RefSeq and is a predicted model, not a curated record.